This is a messenger RNA of Phyllostomus discolor (pale spear-nosed bat), 4729 nucleotides long. Its product is annotated as cytochrome P450 1B1. NCBI's taxonomy places the organism in Eukaryota, Metazoa, Chordata, Mammalia, Chiroptera, Phyllostomidae. The coding region runs from base 398 to 2029 and encodes 543 amino acids. The transcript is spliced from 3 exons. Gene Ontology annotation, molecular function: oxidoreductase activity, acting on paired donors, with incorporation or reduction of molecular oxygen; heme binding; iron ion binding. The record is from RefSeq and is a predicted model, not a curated record.
UUCGAGUGGCUGCGUGCAAAUGGGCCACGCCUCUGCGACUCCAGCUGUCAGUGCUGCUCGGGGGGCGUGAGAGCUAGGUAUUGACUCCAUUCCUCCAACCCCUACCUAAAUCCCCACGCUGUUAGACAACCCCGACUUUGCCGGGGUUUCACGUGCAGCAGGGCUGCGCAGAGGAGUCACCUUUCUCCAUCCUCAUCCCAACCCAAGCUCCCCUAGCUCAGACAACGCCUCCACACUCCAGAGUGAGUGCUAAGGCUCCCCAGAACUGGCAGCAGGUGUCGGGGCGGGCGUCCGGCGUUUUGGAAGCACUCAGGUUGACCUCUUGCCUUCCACAAAAGCCCUGUCUCUUCUCGGAGCCAGCUGUCCCUCGCCGCUGGAAACCGUGCCUCUUCGCAGCAUGACCACCAGGCUCAGCCUCGAAGACCCUCUGCUGCCGAUCACGCUGUCUGCCCAGCAGACCACGCUCCUGCUGCUCUUCUCUGUGCUGGCCGCCGUGCACGUGGGCCAGUGGCUACUGAGGCAGAGGCGGCAGCAGCUAGGGUCCUCACCCCCGGGUCCCUUUGCGUGGCCGCUGAUCGGAAACGCUGCGGCAAUGGGCCCUGCGCCGCACCUCUCAUUUGCGCGCCUGGCGAAGCGCUAUGGAGAUGUCUUCCAAAUCCAGCUGGGCGGCUGCCCCGUGGUGGUGCUGAACGGCGAGCGCGCCAUCCGCCAGGCCUUGAUACAUCAGGGCGCUGCCUUCGCCAGCCGUCCGUCCUUCGCCUCUUUCCGAGUGGUGUCUGGCGGGCGCAGCUUGGCUUUCGGCCAGUACUCCGAGCGCUGGAAGGCGCAGCGGCGCGCGGCACACGGCACUUUGCGCACCUUCCUUUCGCACCAGCUCCGCAGCCGCCGAGUCCUUGAGGGCCACGUGCUAGGCGAGGCGCGCGAGUUGGUGCAGCUACUGGUGCGCGGCAGCGCAGGAGGCGCCUUCCUGGAUCCCCGGCCGCUGACCCUGGUGGCAGUGGCCAACGUCAUGUGCGCCGCGUGCUUCGGCUGUCGCUACAGCCACGAGGACGCAGAGUUCCGCGAGCUGCUCAGUCACAACGAGGAGUUCGGGCGCACGGUGGGCGCAGGCAGCCUCGUAGACGUGCUACCCUGGCUGCAGUGCUUCCCUAACCCGAUACGCACGGCUUUCCGAGAAUUCGAGAAGCUCAACAGAAACUUCAGCAAUUUUAUCAUGGACAAGUUCCUGAGGCACCAAGAAAGCUUUCGUCCAGGAGCCCACCCUCGCGACCUGAUGGACGCCUGCAUCCUCUCGGUAGGAAAGGAAGCUGCCGAGAAGUCCGGCGACAGCAGUGCGCGGCUGGACAUGGACUACGUGCCAUCUACUGUCACCGACAUCUUCGGCGCCAGCCAGGACACUCUCUCCACCGCGCUGCAGUGGCUGCUCAUUCUUUUCAUCAGGUACCCUGACGUGCAGGCUCGGGUGCAGGCAGAACUGGAUCAAGUUGUGGGCAGAGACCGUCUGCCCUGCCUGGAGGACCAGCCCAGGCUGCCCUACGUCAUGGCCUUUCUUUACGAAGCCAUGCGCUUCUCCAGCUUUGUGCCGGUCACCAUUCCUCACGCCACCACUGCCAACACGUCUCUUUUGGGCUACCACAUUCCCAAGGACACAGUGGUUUUCGUUAACCAGUGGUCCGUGAAUCAUGACCCAGCAAAGUGGCCUAACCCAGAGGACUUCGAUCCCGCCCGGUUCCUGGACAAGGACGGCUUCAUCAACAAGGACCUGACCAGCAGCGUGAUGAUUUUUUCCAUGGGCAAACGGCGUUGUAUCGGGGAAGAGCUUUCCAAGGCGCAGCUGUUUCUCUUCACUUCCAUCCUGGCUCACCAGUGCAAUUUCAAGGCCAAUCCAGACGAGCCCGCAGAAAUGGAUUUUAGUUACGGUCUGUCCAUUAAACCCAAGCCAUUUAAAAUCAAUGUCACCCUCAGAGAGUCCAUGGAGCUCCUCGACAGGGCUGUCCAAACGUUACAGGCCGAGGAAGGCUGCCAGUAAGAAGCCAGAAGCAAUCUGUAAUUUUAGAAGUACUCAAGUUUUGGGGGGUAGGGACCAAAAUUUUCCAGCUUCUCUGGGCCACUUUCUCAGCCUCUAAAAUGAGCACAAAUCAACCAAGUAUUCUCAGAUCAGCCCUGGGCUGUGCAGGAGCUUGGGGAAGAUUUUUUUUUUUUUUUGAGUCAAAGAGUUAAAAGGCCCAAAGAAUUUUUAUACAUACGUCGAAUGCUGGUAAUAAUUUCUCGAGGGAACAUUCUUUAGAGAUAAAACACAUACAAGCCCACAUGCAGAACUACCUGAUGAAGAGGUACUUCCAAUACCAGGCCGUUGUGGGUGGGACCUGAAAUUGAUGUUGUGAACAUCAAUAGAAAACCGCAUUAAGCAAAGUUUCAGAAUAUUGUUGAAUAUGUGAAGGCAAAUAAUUUCAGGAUAAGACAUGUGAUUGAGAGCAAGAAAGAAAAGAUAUGAACCAGAAAUUUCCUUCUCACCUUGUCAAUACAGCAGCUUAGUUAGGCUGUGGUAUCUGUGGAUGAGUUUAUUUUUUUUGCCUACUGAUGCGCUUUCUUUUACUUUUGUUUGGGUGACUCAUAAUGCCAUUUGCUGGAAAAGAAAUCAAUAGUAGUUGGUUUAGUGAUUAUAGUGCAUUUCAGUGAUUUAUCAUGAAUUUUAAAAUGUAAGUUGUUAAAUUGUAAGACAUCCAAAGCUAUACUGAUUGACAAAGUACAGAAUUUCAAUCAUGAGAAAUGCUGCUUCCCACCAAAAAACAAGACUUACCAGCCCAGCUAAGCUUUAAAUUAUGUGAUUGCAAUGUGCUAAUUUCAAUGCUUUGCAUAGGUUUAAAAAAAUCACCAAAUAGAAUUCAAUAUAUGUACAUAUAUAAUUAUUCAUAAGCAAUAUGUAUUAGUUAUUUUAUUAUUAAAUAGUAUUGUUUUGAGCAAGAAAAGGUUGAAUAAUUUAUGUCUUUUAUAAUAUCAUAGAAAAUUGAAAAGUACAACUAAUUGAGCUAAUUUUGGCUCAAAUACAUGAAAUAGUUAGAUUAAAUCAACUACCCAUUUUUGACGUGGAGACCAAGUUGAAGCAAAGCCUUGUCUCUCAUCCAAAGCUCAAAUGACAAUGGGAGAAUCUAAAAACUGGGUCUGUAGGAUGUCUUCCUUAUUACUUUACAAUAUAUUUAUUAAAAUGAUAAAUAUAUAGUUGACCUAGUUCCUGUGUCAUAACUCCAAACUCUUAGCAUGCUUAAGUUUUAAUUUAAUUUUAAAGACAUUGUGACUACCAAGCUCCAGCUGAAGUUACUGGAAACCUGACCAUUAGCCAUUGAAAGGCAGAGAAAUGUCACCUGUGUUUCCUAUGAAUCUUGAACAAUGCAACAAAUUACUUGGAUGUUUUCUUUAUUAGGAAAGAAAAGGGGAAAUUCCCAUUAUAACAGACCUAUUUUUUCUUUUAAAUGGUUAAAAAAACCCAGCAUUGAUGUCAGCGUUUUGGAAAGUCAGAACCAGAAGGGGAUCAUGGGAGGCUGUCAGGGGUGGGGACUGCUCCGCGCGGCACUGGAGCUGAUCGGAGCAGCCGACUGUGUAAGACGGUGACCCAGUGAGCCGUCGCUUCGGUGACUGUGAAAACAUGAAGCUUGAACAAAAUGUAUAUGUUUAGUUUAUGGAAAUAAUCCAGAAACCUUAAAGAAAAUGAUGGACGAUUGCAAGAGUACCAAGUGAAGUUUAAAGGCUUAACGUUCAUUGCUUGUAAACGUCCGAAGGAAGUUGUUCAGUGGCCUAAGAGCUUACAGCUUGUUUAAUGAAGCUUUUGGAAUCAUAUCAGAAUUAUCAAGGAAGGAGUGUACCGUGGCUGUGUGUCUGUCUGUGCGGGGCAAGGGGGGCUGGUAAGAGAAAAGAGUGAAAAAGUGAAAAGGAUGAAAGAUGGUUAAACAUUUCCUCACUUAUUCCAAGUUAAUUAAUUUAAAAUAUGAAUAUUUAGAAAAAAGAUAUUUUGUAUUCCAAUAUUAAAUCCCAAGCAGACUUUAAAAAUCCACAAUAUUUUAGACCUAUUUUGUAAUUUGAAAUAUUUUCUUAGCAAAAAUUUCACAUAAUUAUAAAGUCUCCUAGCUGUACCCCUUGAAUAUGAAAAACUGUUUGUGCCAGUAUUUUUAAAGGCACUGUAAAGUCAACUAUAGAAGUAAGGCUUACCAAUACAUUUAAAUUUUUUUGGCACUGGCAAUUCCAAAAUGUUAUUACCUACUCCCCUUACCCGUCCAGCAAGGCUGAGACAGCAACUUGGGGCUGCUUUAGCCUAUUUAUCCUAGGAGACAUGUAGCAGCACAGUAUCAUAUUUUGCUGUGUAUACUGCACACCCACAUUUUUGUGCCCAUUAUAUAUGGGAUUAUUACACCCAUGGUAUGUAAUUAUUAUCCUCAUAUAUAGUAUGCAUUCUUAAUUUUCCAUAAAAAAUUUGGACAAUAACUCCACAUGAUAUACGGCAAAAUAUGUAAUCAUUUACCAAUCUGGAUGUCUCAUUAACUUCAUCUGAUCCAGAUGUGCUAUAAUCUGUUUUUAAUGUAGUUUUUAUGUAUGUGGGCUUAAUCUGGUUAAUCUGGUGCUUUUGGCAAUGAGAAAGCUGUGCAUAUAUAGAAAAAAUUCAGGUGGGCACUUGGAGGUUAGCUGGCUUAUUUAAUAUGUUUAUAGCCUAGUUAAAGGAAAGAAAGCAAAACCAAAA